Molecule: messenger RNA, 797 nt
Organism: Cylas formicarius (sweet potato weevil)
Lineage: Eukaryota; Metazoa; Arthropoda; Insecta; Coleoptera; Brentidae
Product: protein C19orf12 homolog
Exons: 3
Coding region: 263-688 (141 amino acids)
Source: RefSeq, a predicted model, not a curated record
UAUUUUGACUUUUAUCGAAGCUCAAGGUCACGUCAUACGUCACUUAGUGUAGUGUUUUUGGUAGUAUUUUUAAAAUAAUAAUUAUUAGCCUAAGUUUUAUAUAUAGUAUUUCUUCGUAAAUGAAUCAAAAAUUUUUGCGGUAAUGGACGAAUAACCCAGCUGACAUGCCUAGCAGCACGCCAAGGAAAUUUUCUUUAUACAAAAUUUAAGGUCAGUAGUGGAAAAAUAAUCUAAAUUUUUAAAAAAAUUAAAGGUCGACAAAAUGAACAGCAAAAAUCGCGAAAACAUUGUCGAAAUUUGUUCAUUACUUGCUCAGCAAGAAAAUCUUAGAGUUACUUUAAUCGAAUCCGGAAAAGGCGCCCUUAUAGCUGGGUUUGGUGCAUUUUUUGGGGGUUUAUUGGCUGGACCCCCAGGAUUAGCCAUCGGAGGUGUAGUUUCAUCAAUUGGAGCUGCUUGGUAUGGUCAAGGGACAUAUAAAUCUGUAGCACAAGUUAUCAGUGAAAUGUCAUCAAACCAAAGGCGAGCUCUAGCUGAAGCAGUUACAAAGGCUAUUGAAAAGACAAAGCCCCAAGAUUUUGUUGGUGCUUUAUCACUGAUUCUCACUAGCGCUUCCCUCAAAGAUGUAGUAAUUGCAGAACUAGGGUCUUUUUUAAUGCGAGAAAUGCAGUUGCAAAUGGUUAAACAAUGAGUCGGCGUAUCGUAUCCUAUUAAAUAGUGUUUAUAGAUCUAUAUUUUAUUGUGAUUAUUAGUAAUUUCUGUGAUUAUAUUAUUAAAUUAUGGCACUUGUUACAAUGAAA